Messenger RNA from Gongylonema pulchrum, 867 nucleotides. NCBI's taxonomy places the organism in Eukaryota, Metazoa, Nematoda, Chromadorea, Rhabditida, Gongylonematidae. The record is from the annotation of a GenBank genome assembly.
AUGCAAAUUGAGCUUUCGUGUCAGUUGCUGCAAGCGAAAUUAUUCAGUCGUGGAAGUGCGCAAAAUACAGCGCCACUGCUCGGUGUCUCAAUUGGAUUAUCAGUUUGCUGCAGUGUAGCACUGGGCAGUGAUCUGAGGCUCAGGCAGCUUGCUUUCAACUUCACCAAUCCUUCGCUCACUUUUAACGAUGGUCUUUUGGAUUAUUUGCGUGGUUAUCCAACUCCCCGAACGCCAAAAAUUGCAUCGGAUCUGCCUAGUGCGCUGGAUUCAGUGAAUAUUCUGAAGACAAAUUUAAAGUUGGAUGUGGGGAACUUGGUGAUGCGAUUUACAGCAAACAUCGAUUCCGCUGUGGUGCGUACAGUUUCAGCAACGUUGAAAUCGGUUUCGAUGACAGCUGACAGCAACGAACGAUUUGCCGUUAUUUUAGCGGGCAUCCGAAUUAAUGACAAUUUGUAUGAUACUCAGUUCAGCUGCACCGAUUUCGUCGCUAAUCUCGAUAAAUCGCCAGACAGCUCACAGAAUCUGUUCAUAAAUGUAAGGAUAUUUAAUCCAUAUUUUGUACUCCAUGAAAAUGAUAUUGUGCUGUGGACAGAAUACUAUCAUGAAGUGGAACGACGCAUUUCGUCACACGGACAAUUUGAGGAUGAUUUUUCCACUGCGUCCAUUGCUGGGCAGUAUGGAGGAGUGAAUGGAGAUGGCAGGCUGAGCAGUUACAAGUCGCUGUCAGUGGAAGUGAAUACUUUUCACUGCCGUUUGGUGUUAUCAGACGGUCAAGAAAUUGACACAGAUCUCGAGCUCGGAACAGUUGGAAUCGACGAGGCAAGUCCACUGAUUUUCAUCGAACAGUCUACGUCCAACUUAUUUUAA